AUGAAGAUAUUUUUUAUCCCUAUGGAUGCUUUUGGCCAUGUUAAUGCUUGCAUAGGCUUAGCACGCAUGUUGAGUGAGUUUGAACAUCAAUGUAUUUUCGCUGUUCCUAAACGAUGGUGUAAACCAAUUGAGGAAUACAAUUUUAAGGUUGAGAUUGUAAAAGAUCCAACAGUGCCUGAUGAUCAGGAUCUACAAAAAAAGAAUGGUGACUUCGUGAAUCGUUAUUCUCAUACACUUAGCAAAACUCCUAGGGAACAGUUUAUUGAGCUGCUCAUUCCUUCAAUUAAUCGAGAUAUUCAUUAUGCAAAGAUAAUUGAUGGCCAAAUACCAACCAUUCUUGAAUCAAUAGACCCAGAUUUAAUCAUUAUUGAUUUUUAUGUGACACUUCCUUCAGUCGUCAAUUCAGGCAAACCAUGGAUCCAUCUUACCUCGUGUAAUCCUCUCAAUUUAUAUGCAGGACCGAAUGUACCACCGUCUUGUUUUGGUUUAUCAAUUGAUACUGAUCCAGACACAGUAAUCAGUUAUAAACAGUUUAUUGCUGAAUCUAUGAAAGAUGUUAAAAGCGACUUCGAUGAAUGGCUCGUUUCUAAAGGAGUGAAACCUGAACCAUUUGCCAUUUCAAAGUCAUCGCCUUAUCUUAAUGUAUAUUCAUUCCCAUCAGAUCUGGAUUAUUCCGAGUUCGGUCCAGUUCCUGAUAAAUGCUUCAGACUAGAUCAUAUGGUGCGGUUAGUUCAAGAAGAUCCACUCGGUUUUGAUGAAAAGUUUUUCGAUCGACCAGGAAAGAAAAUCCUUUUUAGUUUAGGUUCAAUGGGAGCUGCAGAUGUUGAACUCAUGAAACGACUUGUUGGUAUUCUUGGCAAAUCAAAACAUUUGUUCAUUGUUUCAAAAGGACUAUUCCAUGAUAAAUACGAGUUGCCCGAAAACAUGAUUGGUGCUAAAUUUCUCAACCAAAUGGCUAUUUUACCCAGAGUUGAUCUGGUAAUACAUCAUGGGGGUAAUAAUACGUUUGUUGAGUCACUUUACUUUGGGAAACCUUCCAUUGUUUUACCGUUAUUUGGUGAUCAACAUGAUAAUGGCCGACGAGCUGAGGACAAAAAGAUUGGUCGAUCAUUUCGUCCUCAUCACGUUACUGAAGAUGAAUUGCUAAUGGCUAUCGAUGAGUUGUUAAAUGAUAAAGAAUUGAAUAAUCGAGUAUUGAAAAUAGGAGAAAAUAUUCGAAACUCAAAGAGUAUUGAUGAUUUCAACAAGAAAAUUGAGGAAAUUAUCAAAGUGCACAAAUAG
Messenger RNA from Tetranychus urticae (two-spotted spider mite), 1281 nucleotides. NCBI's taxonomy places the organism in Eukaryota, Metazoa, Arthropoda, Arachnida, Trombidiformes, Tetranychidae. The record is from RefSeq.